AUUUUCUUGUCUUUUGCAUGUUUUCCUUGUCCCAAUAGAGACAACAUAAAGACCCUUGGAAGCUUCGCCUAAAGCAGCUUCAGACAUUCGUUUACCCGCUUUUGGAUACUACUUGUUGUUUCUUUCUCAUUACUUCUUCAACUCUUCCAUUUCUCUUUACUCGUCUCUUCGUAUUGUAUUCAACACAUCUAUCUUGUCGACAUAUAUAUAAUACAUCGUCACAAUGGCAGCCGCCGAACAACCGCAGGUCGAGAACCGACCCCCGCCUUCACGAAUGAGAGUCGCCCUGGUGGUACUCUUCCAUUCAUCAUGUGCUAUCUGGAGCACCAUUCUUUCCAAGUCGGCCCUCAAUGGUGUUGAGGCACCAGUCACAUUGCUUGCGCUGCAGACCACGAUACAGGUCCUACUACUCACUGUUAUCGGAUUGGCUACAGGAUGGAUCAAGUUAUACCGACCUCUUAAUGCUUGGAUCGCCCUACUACCUCUUACGGUCGCACGUCUCAUCGGUAUCCUGGCCAAGACAUACUGUCUUGCUUCAGUCAACGCCUCGGUCUACCAAAUCGCCCGUGGUCUUCUCUUGCCGUUCACUCUCUUCCUGUCGCUGUUGGUUCUCCGACCUCGCCCUUACUACCCUCCCAUUUCCCUCGUCGGCUGCGCCAUGGUCAUGGCUGGUUUCGGAACUGGUAUGAUGGCCGACUACAGCCAGAUGCUCACUUCAGGCAAGGGUGUCCUGCUCGGUGUCGGAUCUAGUUUCACCACUGCCGUCGAGUCUGUCGUUGUCAAGCGCUUCCUUGGUAAAAGCCAGGAGGGUAUGUGGCAGAUGGUUUGGAUGUCUAACUGCAUGGCUGUCCUCUUCUACAUCCCUCUCUUCCCUCUUUCGGGCGAGAUGGCCACUAUGAGCAGCCUCUUCACUGUCGAAUCCAUGGACGUCGCCCGCCAGUUCCUCAGCUCCGCCUGCUUGACAGGUGUCUCGGCCUUCCUCCUCACUAUCGCUACAUUUAUGCAGAUCGAGGUCACCAGCCCCACCACCCACAUGAUUGUCACCGCCGCUCGAGGUGUCGCCCAGAGCUCUCUCGCCGUUGUGCUCCUCGGCGAGCUUCUCACUGCCGACCGCGCUGGCAGCAUGGCCCUUAUCCUUGCUGGUAGCGCCCUCUACGGCUGGGCUCGCGACCGAUACCAGCAGUCGAAGAAGGCUGCUGGCAGCUACCAACUACUUCCUCGCGAAGAGGAGGGUCGCGCCGAGAUGGCGGACAACAAGGAAGCUAAGGAUCUCAAAUCAUAAGAUUUCCAAUCUUCCAUAUAUAACACAAACACAUAUACCAUCUCCUUAAUUUCCUUUCUUAUUCUUGGGUAUGGCGGCUUUAUUAUGACAGGUGUUUGGAUGACAAGAUUUUGUUUUGGCAUACUUCCUCAGCUUCUACAUACCUUAGACAUAGAGACGUUUUACUAUGCAUUCUGGGGUAUAUCUAGUCGGCUAUCUUCUCCCUCAGCAGUGCGCAACGAGGGAGAUAUUUUAAAAUAAAAUUACACAUAGAUGUCUA
Messenger RNA from Fusarium graminearum PH-1, 1541 nucleotides. RefSeq lists its product as uncharacterized. Gene Ontology annotation, cellular component: Golgi apparatus. Bases 224 to 1282 code for a protein of 352 amino acids. The record is from RefSeq and is a predicted model, not a curated record. The transcript is spliced from 2 exons. Gene Ontology annotation, biological process: GDP-fucose import into Golgi lumen; protein O-linked glycosylation via fucose. NCBI's taxonomy places the organism in Eukaryota, Fungi, Ascomycota, Sordariomycetes, Hypocreales, Nectriaceae. Gene Ontology annotation, molecular function: antiporter activity.